AUGGACCACGAAACGUCCGCCAAGAGGAAUCCGCCCGGCUACGUUCCGUGGCUGCCGCUGGGUCAAAAUGUGUUCACGAGCAAGACUGGCCUCCUCAUCUGCCUGGAAAUCCUGUGCUGCGCCGUGGUGUGGGCACUGCUCGCCGCCUCGCGGCUGCCGCGCGCCUUCCACGCGUACCAGGGCUUCAGCAUGUUCGUGCCCGUGUUCCUCUUCGUCGCCUCCCUCGUGCAGCUGCUGCUCUACGCCACGCGUGUGCCCGAGCGCGCCCGGCUGCCCUGGUCCUUCCUGGACGCCGUCUUCUACAUUGUGGCAACCUUCCUGUUCUUCGGUGCCUCGGUGCUGCAGGCCAACAUGAUGGUCUUCAACAACGUCCAGUUGCACUCCGCCAUCGUCUACAAUCUCAACAUCGCCGCCUCGGUGAUCUCAUUCUACACGACUCUACUCUACUUCAUCAGUGCCGUGGUCAGCGUCAGGAGGCGAACUUUCUACUGAGAUUGACCCCCCGCCGCCCCCGGCUCUCGGCUCAAGAUCAUUCCCACGUCGCAGCCUUCGUCAGCCACUUCACGCACCACGCGCACAGUGACGCAUUGUACCACGACUCCCAAGGCAUUCGGUCAAGACUCAAGCCUAACACGGUUUCCUAGUCCCACGUGGAAAUGAAUAUCAGUUAAUACAACUCAAGAGCUCAGUGAAUUGCAUCAUCCCACUGAGUUCAAAAUGUAUUAUUACCACGCUUGUUUACCCAGGAAACCUCACUGAGUUUCAUGACUCCUUUUCAGGAGGGUCCUGAUUCGUGUGUUGUACAUUACAAUUCAUUAAAUU
Messenger RNA from Lethenteron reissneri (Far Eastern brook lamprey), 822 nucleotides. RefSeq names its product myelin and lymphocyte protein-like. Gene Ontology annotation, biological process: myelination. NCBI's taxonomy places the organism in Eukaryota, Metazoa, Chordata, Hyperoartia, Petromyzontiformes, Petromyzontidae. Gene Ontology annotation, molecular function: structural constituent of myelin sheath. The record is from RefSeq and is a predicted model, not a curated record. Gene Ontology annotation, cellular component: membrane.